UCCAAACUCAGAAGUCCUUCUCUUCCUCUCUGUGAUCAUGAAGCUCUUCUCUCCGCCAUUUCUGCUCCUUGCCCUCCUUCUGGCCGCCGCCCUGCGUGCACAGGCACAGCAGUGUGGUACACAGGCAGGAGGUGCCCUGUGUGCAGGCGGCCUGUGCUGCAGCCAGUGGGGAUACUGUGGCAGCACCAGCGCCUACUGUGGAACCGGGUGCCAGAGCCAGUGCCCUGGUGGGUCCACGGUGCCGCGAUGUGGGACUCAAGGAGGGGGUGCGGUCUGCGCUGGUGGCCUGUGUUGUAGCCAGUAUGGAUAUUGUGGCAGCACCAGCGACUACUGUGGCGCCAAUUGCCAGAGUCAAUGCAGCGGCAGCGGCAGCAGCGGCAGCGACUUGAGUAGCCUUAUUUCGGAGACGACCUUCAACCAGAUGCUGCUGCAUCGAAACGACGCGGCCUGCCCGGCCAAUGGCUUCUACACUUACAGUGCCUUCAUCACUGCUGCCAAAUCCUUCAGCGGCUUCGGCACCACCGGCGAUGACGCCACACGUAAAAGGGAAAUUGCUGCCUUCCUUGGUCAGACUUCACACGAAACAACAGGAGGAUGGGCAACCGCACCAGAUGGUCCUUACUCUUGGGGAUACUGCUAUAUCAAUGAGCAAGGCAACCCACCUAGCUACUGCGUUGCCAGUACUCAAUGGCCUUGCGCCUCUGGGAAGAAAUACUACGGCAGAGGACCCAUUCAAAUCUCAUACAACUAUAACUAUGGGCCUGCCGGACAGGCAAUAGGGUCUGAUUUGCUCAACAACCCAGAUGCAGUUGCUACAGACCCUGUAAUCGCAUUCAAGACUGCCAUGUGGUUCUGGAUGACCCCGCAAGCACCAAAGCCUUCGUCGCACGACGUCAUCACCGGGCAAUGGACCCCUUCGUCGGCGGACGUAGCUGCCGGCCGGCUUGCCGGCUACGGCGUCAUCACCAACAUCAUCAAUGGAGGCUUGGAGUGCGGCCACGGAACUGAUGCCAGGGUCGCCGAUCGGAUCGGGUUUUACAAGAGAUACUGCGACAUAUUCGGGGUGACUUAUGGCAACAACCUCGACUGCUACAGCCAGACGCCCUUCUAAGUGCCAUCACAGUUAAUGGACGUGGGAAGAAAUAAAAUCCAACAUCUGAUGUUUGCUUUUUAUUAGCAGUAUAUUCUAAAUAAAAGACUCAUGGAAGACCUCGAAUCCAACAUCCGUUGGUCGAUUUCCACAGCAGCAGUAUGUUCUAAAUAAAAUAAUGUUAUUUUCCUCUC
This is a messenger RNA of Nymphaea colorata (pocket water lily), 1284 nucleotides long. RefSeq names its product basic endochitinase. Lineage: Eukaryota; Viridiplantae; Streptophyta; Magnoliopsida; Nymphaeales; Nymphaeaceae. Gene Ontology annotation, biological process: defense response to fungus; chitin catabolic process; cell wall macromolecule catabolic process. Gene Ontology annotation, molecular function: chitinase activity; chitin binding. The record is from RefSeq and is a predicted model, not a curated record. The coding region runs from base 38 to 1111 and encodes 357 amino acids. The transcript has 3 exons.